This is a messenger RNA of Babjeviella inositovora NRRL Y-12698, 2712 nucleotides long. It is a transcript of the gene REG1, whose product is annotated as protein phosphatase regulator. Bases 1 to 2712 code for a protein of 903 amino acids. NCBI's taxonomy places the organism in Eukaryota, Fungi, Ascomycota, Pichiomycetes, Serinales. The transcript has a single exon. Gene Ontology annotation, biological process: cellular response to glucose starvation; protein catabolic process in the vacuole. The record is from RefSeq and is a predicted model, not a curated record.
AUGCCGUCAUCCCGAAACCUAUCGGACAUGUUCUUCACGGGCGGGGCCACUACCUCACAGGCUGUUGAAGCCACCACCGACUCCCAGUUUGAGUCCACUUCCUUCAAGUUGAAGCGGACGCGGUCGUUGGGGCUCUUGGAUGAAUUUAUACCCGGAAAGAUCAAGGAGCUGUUUGUGCAAGACGAUUACCCACAUUUGCAGGAGGCUGACCACCGGCCGUCGUCUACAACCCUAGCCGACAUGGCCACUCAAGAGCGCUUUGGGAGCUUGGUGGAUGUGAAGGAAGCCAAGCUGAGCUAUACCAACCUCGGGACCUUGUUGCACGAACAGCACGAGUCGGUGGACGUUCCCCAGUGUGUCAGUGGUCUAUUUCACGACGACGUGAUGGUGGACAUACCGGAUAUCGUUUCCAACGGCUACGUUCCUAGUUUCGAGAAUCUCCCAAACGCCCCUAUCCUGAUGUACUCCGCCUCCCGAAAUACGCCAGCCCCUAAGGCCGCCUCCCAUAUUGUGCCAACCAACGCUGACAUCAUAGUUGCCACCAGCCCCAAGGUUGCCCCCUCCCCUAUGGAACCAGAUAACCCCAAUGCCGAUCCCUUUGCACAGCUUCAUGAUGACGGUGCCCUCGUGGAUCAGCCAAACUCUCACGUGGACUAUCUCAGUCACAACUGGAGAGAGAGUGACAUCUCGAAGUCUUGGCGAUAUAUUGUGCUUCGGAGAAAGGCAGUGGCCAAUAGUGCCAGACUUGAGAACGCCAGCUGGCGUACCUGGGCUCAGGCCAAAUACAACCUCAAAACCAUUAACCCCGCUACGGUCAACUGGCUGAAGGAUAGCGAUGUCACCUGGCUCUAUGGUCCGAUUUGUCAGGGUGCCACUGACUCUGAGUUUUUCAAGAGCAGCGGUAACAACCUCAGCGCGCUCUCUGGAGCCUCCACGUUGCAGAAAAACAACUCGUCUACGGCCUUAGAUACGUUUGUCCAUCUGUUUGACGAACCAAAGACCAAGCCCAUCUUGAAGAAACGCACGAUGCAAGAAAUCUUAUCCACAUCGAGCUACCCUGCCAGCAACAAUACCCCCUCUGUCAACCCAAAUGCCACCCAUAACUCUCUCGGAGGCACCAGCAGUACCAAGAAGGAAGAGCAGGGGUUGUAUCUCGACGACGUGAACAACACCUUCAACCACAACUACCAGAACAUCAAUCCCGUGCUCGUGCCUAUCUCCACCACCGCCUCCAAUACCUCUUCGCUGAUGAACUCGCCGGCGUUGUACCCGCACGCAGGGACGGCAUCGCCGCUAGUGUCGCACGAUUCCAUUGUGUCACCGACGAUUGCUGCGCUCACAAAGGCUAAGGUUUCAAAGAAGGACCGCCACAUCCAUUUUAACGAUAGAGUGGAGCAGUGCGUCUCGCUCGAAUAUACCGGCUCCGAAACAGAAGACGAGCUUGCUGGUAUGACCAUGCAUGAACGUGCCAGGGCCGGUGCAUUUAACUUCAACGACAGCGAGGACGAAGACAGCGAUAUGGAGGAUGAGGGUAAGCUUACUGAUGUGGAGGAAAGUGUACCGGUGAACUACAAUGGAGAUUUUACCGAUGAUGGCAACGAUGAUAGCGAUGACGACGGGUUUUUCCUCAGUGUGAGAUCCUCGUCCAGCUUGUCGUUACAACAGGGUGUGAUGGGCUUGACUAACAUCCCAUCCAAUGCUACCUCGCUUUCCAAUGACGCCGUGUCCCAGUCUGAGUCUCAGAAGCCACUGACUAUCAGAACGAUUGAGCCGUUGCCUGCGACCACGUUGAAGUACGGUUCUGACGAUGAAGACGAGGCGGAUGGUCAGUUUUCGGUCAGCCACAACCAGACGACCAAUAGAAGUGGGCCACAGUACAGUUAUAACUACGACUACAACUCUGUUUUUGUGUGCGACGAAAGUGCAACGCCUGGUAUCACCAUCGUGGAUGUGCCCGAGAGCUUGGAGUUGGACACAUUAGAUCUUGGGACCAUUCCCGUGGAGGCUGUGGUUGAUGUGCCAUUUGAGAUGCCUGACUACGAAGGGUCGUAUGACCUUAGCGGGACGUCCAGCAAUGGUGGGUAUGACACGAGUAACCUCAUUGCCACUGACUUUGAAGUGGUGGAUGUUCCGGCUUUGGGGCUUGGCUCAGAGAUGGUUGAUGUUCCGGAUUUCUCCGGUUCGUUUUCUCGCACGAGCAACUCUAACAUUGCUGGCACCUUUGCAAGAACCAGUAACCCCAACAUUGCUGGUUCUUUCUCCCGUACUAGCAAUCCCAACAUUGCCGGCUCAUUCCUCCGCCAAACAUCUUCGUCCACCCUCUCCAAGUCGGGCUCGCAGACCGGGUUUGGUUUCUCUAAUGUGCCUUUGCAUGCCUCCUCCUCUUCCAACGGAAACAUCAAGAGUUUUCUCUUGAACGAUGAUGAUGACUCCUCUGACUCGGACGAUGGUGCCCCAGGCGCGAUUCGUCCGCCAUCCUCAAUCUUCCGCACUUCGCCGAGCACAACCACUGUUUCACCAUCCACGGACAAAUUCAAUGGCUCGUUCACUAGCGACGGGGACUCGUCAUAUGCCUCGCUCACCUCAAUCGCAGAGAGAAACUCGAUCAAACAUGGAGAAGGAGACGAGUCUGGUGCCCCUAAUUCAUUAUUGAAUGUUGCCAAUGCUGCUGCAAAGGACCUUGCAAACAAGAUUGUCGGUGGAUGGAAGUAA